AAAUUGCCAUAAUCUUUCUUAGUUUUCGUUCUUUUCCGAUGUGGAUUUCGUUAUCAUUGAUGUUCUUGACUAGUCGGAGUUUUAAAAUUUUAUUGUAUUUAUAAACAUUGUAUUGAUAUCUGAAAGUGGUUUAAUUUGGGUUGAAAUGUUUUCUAUUUAAUUACUAUAUUAUUUAGUUGUCACUUUAUGAUAUUAUUAAAUUAUGGUGAUGUAAGUUUGUUUUUUGUUACGUCUCAAAGUCUGAAGAUACGAAUCAAUUAAAAUUAGAAGAAUGGACACAAAGUUAUAAUUCUGCACAUGCCACUUAUCAGUUGGAAUUACUUCUUUCACAUAAUAGCGUAACUUCGGACUGUGGGUGAUCAUCAAACAGUUGGUCACCCCAGCUACUGCCGGCUGCAGCAAGGUUUCUGAUGACCUGGGCUGCGCACUCGCACGCUACGCUGCCACCUUCACUACACUAUGCUUGACAGAAUAAGCGACCCUAGCGAGCUAUCGCCUUGUUUGGGAGAAGGCGACGGUGUGUCUGACAAAAUGCUGAACACAAAGAGACGGAUACUCUUGGACGUGUUGAUGGUGUGCUGGGGACUGAGCCCGUGGCUCGGCAUCAACGGCUUCUUCGUGCAAUUGCCGCUGCUGGUGGAACAACUGCCGGAACAGUGGGCGUUACCGUCUGCUAUGACGGUGGCCGUGCAGACUGCCAAUGUUGGCCUGCUGCUGUAUGCCGCGCUUCAUCGCCUGUUUCCUAAACUUUCCGACUCCUUGUGUAUCCUGGCGUUGCUGUUCACAGCUGCACUUUCAAUUUUCGUCAAUGCGUUCGCCUACAACCAUACGAUAGUGAUCGGCGGCUCCGAACGUUCGGCAGCAUUUCUUACAAUGACAUUUUUCUCCGGACUAGUGGGAUGUACAAGUUCAGUGCUCUUUUAUCCAUACUUAAGACAUUAUAGAGAUAUUUACUUGACUACGUACUUAGUGGGUGAAGGCUUGAGCGGCUUCAUCCCAAGCGUGCUUUCGCUCGUUCAGGGCGUGGGAGGCGAGCCGGUGUGCAUACCAUCAGCGGAUAAUACCACAAUGAUAGCGCACCAUCCGGCCCCAUUUUUUGGGCCCACCACUUACAUGUUGGUACUUGGAGGUUUAGCGAUCACUAGCGUGCUGAGUUUCCUGCUCAUCGACAGUAAACGUCUGUUCGCGUCCGAACGCGUGUCAACAUUGGCGCGCAGCAAGAAUGAUGAAGCCGUGCGGCCACUUUCGUUGAUGGCGCCUCGCUGGGUUGCGCUGCUGACCCUAGCAACGUGUCUCAACGCGGUGGCUAUCGGUGUGCUGCCAUCCAUCCAGUCGUACUCGUGCAGGCCUUACGGCGUGCGCGCGUACCAUUUGUCGACGGCGCUGAGCACGAUGGCUAAUCCGCUGGCGUGCUUGGCGGGCGUGUGGUUGGCGCCAGCGCAGCCCCGGGUGUUGGCCGCGGGACUAGCCUUUACCGCAUUGCCUUUCUUCUACAUUCUCGCUACAGCGUUACUUAGUCCAGCGCCUCCACUUCUGAACAACUCCAGUGGGGAAGUUUUAGUGGUCCUGUGUUGGGUGAUGGUGACUGCACUUUUUUCGUACGCCCGCAUGUGGACCCUGGAGCGCGGGCGGCGUGGAGGGGCGCGCGGCAUGCGGGCCUGCGGAGUGGCCUCUCAGGUCGGCUCCGCGGGCGGGUCCCUCACCAUGUUCCUGCUCAUCAGCUACACAAACCUCUUCAGACAGGCCCCAGUCUGCCCUCGGCCGUUGGCCUUGUAAACUGCGAUACUAGAUUAGUUGUUAGAAAUCAAAAUAUAUUUAUUGUUGAUUUCA
Messenger RNA from Amyelois transitella, 1830 nucleotides. Its product is annotated as solute carrier family 52, riboflavin transporter, member 3-B. Gene Ontology annotation, cellular component: plasma membrane. NCBI's taxonomy places the organism in Eukaryota, Metazoa, Arthropoda, Insecta, Lepidoptera, Pyralidae. Gene Ontology annotation, molecular function: riboflavin transmembrane transporter activity. The transcript is spliced from 5 exons. Bases 460 to 1776 code for a protein of 438 amino acids. Gene Ontology annotation, biological process: riboflavin transport. The record is from RefSeq and is a predicted model, not a curated record.